AAAUGAUAAUUGCUGGAAGCUUAAAAUAGAUGCAGAAAGGAGCACAUUCAUGUGGCAUAGGAGCAGUUCCGCACCUCCGACAUUUCUCAGUUUGGAAAUGGCGUUGGUUCAUUUUUAUUUGCUUCUUCAUUGGACCAGAAAAUAUAGAUGUUUACAAACAUAUUUACCACAUCUGACGAUGAAGUAAUUUAGACCAGUCAAAAUAAUUGUUCCACUGGGAAACAGGACUUCUACUUCAGUUCAGAAAAUCCCUGACAUCUGACGUAGGAGGAUUUAUAGGUUUAGUGGAAGUUGCUUUCUCCUGCUCUCCAGAUUACAUGCUGUGGAGAACUGCUUGGAUUUGGCUGUCCAGAAUAUGAAAGCUGGCGUCUUCCUUUUGUGGUGGGGAUGGGUUUGUGCCACUGAAAGCAGAGUGCACUGGCGAGGAGGAGAAGGCCAGGAGAUGUCUAAGAAAGGCAGCCCAGUUCUGAAACGAAGCCCUGACAUCACCAAAUCGCCACUGACAAAGUCAGAGCAGCUUCUUCGGAUAGAUGACCAUGACUUCAGCAUGAGGCCCGGCUUCGGAGGUCCGGCCAUUCCUGUUGGCGUGGAUGUGCAGGUGGAAAGCUUGGACAGCAUCUCAGAAGUCGAUAUGGACUUCACCAUGACCCUCUACCUGAGGCACUAUUGGAAGGACGAGAGGCUGUCCUUCCCCAGCACCAACAACCUCAGCAUGACGUUUGACGGGCGGCUGGUGAAGAAGAUCUGGGUCCCCGACAUGUUCUUUGUGCACUCCAAGCGCUCCUUCAUCCACGACACCACCACGGAGAACGUCAUGCUGCGGGUCCAGCCCGACGGGACAGUGCUCUACAGCCUCAGGGUUACAGUGACCGCCAUGUGCAAUAUGGACUUCAGCCGAUUUCCCCUGGACACACAAACCUGCUCGCUUGAAAUUGAAAGCUAUGCUUAUACAGAAGAUGACCUGAUGCUGUACUGGAAAAAAGGCAAUGACUCAUUAAAGACAGAUGAGCGGAUCUCACUCUCCCAGUUCCUCAUUCAAGAAUUCCACACCACCACUAAGCUGGCCUUCUACAGCAGCACAGGCUGGUACAACCGUCUGUACAUUAACUUCACGUUGUGUCGCCACAUCUUCUUUUUCUUGCUCCAAACUUAUUUCCCUGCCACCCUGAUGGUCAUGCUGUCCUGGGUGUCCUUCUGGAUCGACCGCAGAGCUGUGCCUGCCAGAGUCCCCUUAGGUAUCACCACAGUGCUGACCAUGUCCACCAUCAUCACGGGCGUGAACGCCUCCAUGCCCCGCGUCUCCUACGUCAAGGCCGUGGACAUCUACCUCUGGGUCAGCUUUGUGUUCGUGUUCCUCUCGGUGCUGGAGUACGCGGCCGUCAACUACCUGACCACCGUGCAGGAGCGGAAGGAGCGGAAGCUGCGGGAGAAGCUUCCCUGCACCUGUGGACUACCUCAGCCACGCGCUGUCAUGCUGGAUAGCAGCUAUAGCGACGUGGAGGUGAAUGACCUGGGCAACUACACGCCAGAGAAUGGCGAGAAGCCAGACAGGAUGAUGGUGCAGCUCACGCUGGCCUCUGAGAGGAGCUCCCCCCAGAGGAAAAGUCGGAGGAACAGCUACGUGAGCAUGAGGAUCGACACCCACGCCAUCGAUAAAUACUCCAGGAUCAUCUUUCCAGCAGCGUACAUCUUAUUCAACUUAAUAUACUGGUCAAUUUUCUCAUAGAUGCCUGUAAUUCUGUAAAUUUCAUUCUUUUGUGUGUGCUACAGAAAUAUCUGUAUGAUAAAAAGUAAGGUUAUGAAAAAAAAGGUUCCCAGUACCUACCCUUGUCCAAAACUACCUUGACAAGAGACUUCCUGGUUUAAUUUGCACUUAUGAACCAUCUAUUGUACACACAGAAUGAUUCUAGGUGCUGCAUAAAUACAAUACCCAUAGCAACUGAAGAUAGUUGUUACUGGAAUCUCCUGGGAAUACACUGACAGGCUUGUGGGCACACUGUAGUUCAACCUCUUUUAGACCCUAAACGCUUAUUCACAGGAAUGAUUUCCUUUAUGUUACAUUCUUUGGACGAGGUGCACUUGGACUACAUCUGAAGUUCAUUUGUAUGAAACAUGCAUGCACCUACAAGUCCCCACUUUGACCAAAAUUCAUGCUUCAGUUUAUAGCCUACUGCCUAUUUUUAGUGUAUUGCCUCAUGUUUAUUUCACUACAAGGCAAUAAUGAUAUUCCUAUUUGCAUUUACAUCUUGUGGAUCAUCAAGUUUCACCUCUUCAUGAGAAAAGCUCUUUUUAUGGUGCAAUUGCUUUGAUUUUGGUAGGUAUUUCCCUGGUCGGGAUACUUUGAGGAUAAGGGGCAUGCAUGGCAUUUUGUCAGUUUUGUGGUAGCGAUAACUAGUGUUUAAGUGUUUCCUGUCUUAUAAUUACUGCUUCAUGUAUCUCUACCGUGGAGCAUGUCCUAGUUCAAAGUCCUUCCUUGGGAAUAUCUUUACUGAGGAACUUGGGAAUAGACUGAUUUUUCCCGUAUAAACACUUGAAGAAAAUGCAUAGUUUGGGACUACCUGUAACUUAUUAGGAUGAGAAACACUCACAUGGUUUCCGAAGAGAAAAAGAACAGCAAAAAGCAAAGUGAAUGGGAAGGCAUCACUGGACAUCUGCAUUCAGACUCAAUGAAUACCAGCAUUUUCUCCGAACCAGAAAACAAUGGCCACUAAUGUCAGGGCAUGGGACAAAGGAGAGGGUUCUAAUUUGAUGUAUCAUUUAAAACAAAUAGUUACUAAUAUAUAUCGAUAGGAUCAACCCCCAUCAAACUUAUCCAAACAGCAUUUGUUUGAAACUCACUUUAAUAAAGUGAAUGCUAUACAUAAUAAUGUAAUUUUCAUUCCAAGUUAAUUUGACUAAUCAUUUAUACUAAAUAAUAUUG
Myotis brandtii (Brandt's bat) is the source of this 2920-nucleotide messenger RNA. It is a transcript of the gene GABRR1, whose product is annotated as gamma-aminobutyric acid (GABA) A receptor, rho 1. Gene Ontology annotation, biological process: monoatomic ion transmembrane transport; nervous system process; signal transduction. Bases 356 to 1726 code for a protein of 456 amino acids. The record is from RefSeq and is a predicted model, not a curated record. NCBI's taxonomy places the organism in Eukaryota, Metazoa, Chordata, Mammalia, Chiroptera, Vespertilionidae. Gene Ontology annotation, cellular component: GABA-A receptor complex; neuron projection; membrane. Gene Ontology annotation, molecular function: GABA-A receptor activity; neurotransmitter receptor activity; extracellular ligand-gated monoatomic ion channel activity. The transcript is spliced from 10 exons.